AUGGCGUAUUCAGCUGCAGACAAACGCCGUGUCUAUCUGGCAUGCAGGCCUAUUUUUGCGGGAAACAACGCACUGCUACGCAAAGCCAAAAAAAUCCGCGAGCUCAAGGUUGUCGAUAUCAUCAAAAUCUUGCUUGAAAAGCAGAUAUUCCAAUCAGAUGUCAAGGCUAAGAUCGAAUUUCCAGAGCUGUUUCACUCAUCCCCCGCAAGAGAUGUUCAGCGAGCUGCAUCGGAAAACGACGCUGCACGAUCAGCUGCUGAGGCACUAGAAGAAGUGGCUUCGCGAGAGGAAGGAAAUGAAUCCGAUGAUGAGGAGCCAACAAGUGUAGUGCAUCUAAAUCAAAACGUUAGUAAUGGUUCAACACCGAUAGAGCAGCGACCGGAUAUCAUUUCUUUAUAUCCAAUGUAUUUUCCAUACCAAGCACAACAUGCUAUUCUUUCUAGGGUACAGUCUGUUUUGGAGGACUGCUGCUUUGAAUUCACACGAAUAUGGAAGCCGUCAAUCUUGGAGGAGCAGGGGUGGGACUGUGCCGCUGCCGUCGAGUUGACGAAGUGGACGAAGCUGUUUGUAAAGAAGUCGGAGAAGUUUCCCGAGCAUGCGUUCAAGCUUAGUGGGACAUCUCUGAACAAAAUUCUGUUCGCAACCAACAAGCUUCGCCACACCGCUGUUCAUCGACUUCCAACCACCAGUCGGGGAGUCGAAGCGCUAGUAAAGUCAGCCAUGAUCCUUGCUGAGACACUCCAAGAUCCGCUGCGAACCGCACAGUUGGAAGAUCUACAACUUGAGAUAGACAGUAAGAUCAAAGCAAUGGAACUCAAUAAAAAUGUUUUGGAGGAUACACUUGGCCAGGAACUGCAGAAGAUUCAACAGCAGCGAGAAGAGCUUGAUAUGCUGGAAAAAGCUUUGGCAGCUAGAAUCAUCCGCGAGGACCGUGAGAACAAAGUUUUGAUUGGGAGUUUGCUGGAAGAGUCUGUAAAUCGACUCUUUGAUGAAGGGGCUAGUCGUAUGAAUAGCGGUCCAGAGGAUGCGGACCAGAUAUCAGAUGCAGAGGAGAAACAAAUAUCAACGAAUCAUGAAGAGGAGUACAUGUAG
Molecule: messenger RNA, 1092 nt
Organism: Talaromyces proteolyticus
Lineage: Eukaryota; Fungi; Ascomycota; Eurotiomycetes; Eurotiales; Trichocomaceae
Exons: 3
Coding region: 1-1092 (363 amino acids)
Source: RefSeq, a predicted model, not a curated record